Molecule: messenger RNA, 610 nt
Organism: Amoebophrya sp. A25
Lineage: Eukaryota; Dinophyceae; Syndiniales; Amoebophryaceae
Source: the annotation of a GenBank genome assembly
GCCGACAUUUUCCGUGGGGUCACUGGAAAUGUUGUUGCCGCAGCGGUUUAAAGAGGCGGCGAGUCAACAUCCAGCUUGGGGGGUCAUGAGCAAUCCCUUCGUCGAAGGGAGUUUAUUGCCAGGAGGAAAAGAGGGCCAGCGCGAAGCUUUGAAGUCAGCAUACGCACGCGCAAUAGCGUCAUUUAAGACUAGAGUCGCGCCAUUCGUCACGCAAGACCUGCUCGUCGCAAGCGUCAAGGCGAAGGCGGAAGGGGAGGCGGAAGUCAUUGGCGAGGCGCAACUCGCCUUCGAGGACAACAUUCGCCCUUUGAAGUGGGAUGCCGAACGCAAAGAGUUCGACCAAAUCAAGAAGGCCUUGUGCAAUAGUCUCUCGAACAUGACGAAUUCGUAUAGAAUCUGCGGAGUGACGCCCUAGCUGUGGAAGGGUCGAGCCCUUGCCUUUGUUUUUUCCCGAUAAUUUUCAUCACAUUCAAGAAGACUGAUGCUUUGUUUUCCCGAAUAGUCACAUGAUCGUCCAGAGAACCUAAGCCAUCAUAUAUUCACCCAAAGUUUUACGUGUGUUAACUUUUUUCGUCUCAAUCAGUCUAACGGUGGAAGUGAUACAACGCAG